Chiloscyllium plagiosum (whitespotted bambooshark) is the source of this 3970-nucleotide messenger RNA. RefSeq names its product embigin-like. The record is from RefSeq and is a predicted model, not a curated record. NCBI's taxonomy places the organism in Eukaryota, Metazoa, Chordata, Chondrichthyes, Orectolobiformes, Hemiscylliidae.
GUAGGUGUUGUUUGAGAGAAGGGUUCCCUCUUGAGGACUGUCGAUUGCUUGAUGCACACAUUGUAACCUUCAGGAGGGUCAGGAGGAGAAAAAGAGGGAGAGGAGGUCCUAGGAGAAGAGAGCUCUGAGAUUGGGAAAUAAAGGUUCCAUUAACAGAAGACAACCAGAGGAGAUCCCAUCCAAAAGCAAAGCCAUCAUCUUAGUUGGAGAUGGCUGGCCGAAUAAUAAAACAGACUCCCUCCGUUAUCUUCUUGCUUGUCUCCUUUUGGGUUCAGGUUGAAUCAGAUUAUUCUCAAUAUGCAACUCCAGAACCAAAAACAUCCACAGGCGAUGGAAACCAUUUACCAGUGGUGGAAACUAUUCAUUUCUCAGGAUCAUCUAGACCAAAGCCAGUAACGGUGAACAUAACAAAGGUUACAAAAAUUGUACUGUCCUGCAAUUUGACUCUUCUGACUGCACACAAAUCUCCAAUAACUGGCAUGUGGGAAAAAGAUGGAAACAAGAUUGACAAAAGAGAAUUUGAUUUUGACCAGAACACUAGCCACCUGUUUCAAAAUUAUGAGUUUGAUUUUCAGAAUGGCAGUGAUGCUGGCAACUAUACUUGUGUCUUUGAUACAAACCCAAAAUCGGAAGGCAGGUUUGAAGUACAAAUUCCUCCAAUUUGGACCAAAAAUAUAAAUGAAAUACGUUCUGAUGGUGAUCAUGUUAACUUAACCUGCAAAAGUGACCGAUAUACUCCUCUUUACUGGAUUUGGUCAAAGGAAGUCAAAGGCAGCAAGGUGACCCUGAAUAAUGAAACAGGAGACCAAUAUUACAUUCAUAGCCUUGGCAACAAAUCAUCACUUUUAAUAAAAAGCCUGAUAAUGGAUAACACCACUUAUUACCAUUGUGAUGCUGUCUAUGAAGUGGGGUUCAGUGGUCUGCGGAUUCAUCUGAAGGUUAACAGCCUGGUUGCUGCUGUCAUACCAUUUGUUUGCAUUGUUGCUGAGGUGCUAGUUUUAGUUAUCUUCAUUCUUGUAUGUGAGAGAAAGAUGAAACAGAAGGAAAAUCUUGCAGAAGGAGAAAAAAAUCCAGAGAAACUGACCAUAGACGAGUUGCCCGAUGUCACUGAAAAUGGAGCUCGGCACAGAAAGGUUGAAUCUACUUCAGUGCAAGAAAUGCAGAACUAAGCAACAAACCUGUUGGAGUACUGUUACUUCAAUAUGCACCAAUGUGGCACUACAGAAAUUGAAUUACUGUUGGAUGAACUAAGCAAUAUCUGUAUUAAAUGCUUAUUCUUCAUUUGUAUUAGAAUUAGAAUUCUAGCUCAAGAUUAAUCCUCCUGUUACCCAUCCGAGCAAGGUUCUUGCUGAGUCUCUAAUACAGCAUUACUAGGCAUUGUACCUUCUAUAACUAUUAGGUGUCCUUUGAUAACAUCUGCGCUAUCACACCUUCUAAUAACUAGUCAGCUAUUGUAGCCUCCCAUACCUAGUGAUACUAGUAAGUUACUGUAACAUUUAAUAACCACUCAGAUCCUGUAUCCUCUAUUAUUUGUUAAAUACCAUUCCCUCAAAUGAGUAUGAAGUCUCACACUGUCUAAUAAAUAUUGGAUGACCUGGUGUAUGUAGACAUAAAUUGUUGAGGGUGGCAGACUGGUCAAGGAAGUGGUUAAUGAGCUAUGCAGGAUCCUGGGCAACGUUGCAAAAAUAAAGUGAAAAUUAAUAUUAGAGAGGGUGCAGAAACGGUGUAUGAGAAUAGUUCCAGAAAAGCGGACAUUUAACUAUUUGGAUAGAUUUAAGAAGCUAAGAUUGUUUUCCUUAAAGAAAAGUUGAUUGAGAGAUCAUUUUGAUGGUGGUGUUCAAAAUCAUCAAGGCUUUGGAAAGAGCAGAUAGGGAGAAGCUGUUUCCUUUGGCUAAGAAUCAUUGGUUGAAAAUGAAUGACCAAAAAGCCAAAGUUGACCUGAGGAAAAAAAAAAUUUGUGUGUGAAAUUAGGAUCUGGAAUGAAUUGCGUGAGAGUGGUGGAGGCAUAUUCCAUCAUUUCAAGAGAUAAAUUAUCUUGGGAAAUAAAAAUGACAGGAUUAAAGAGAAAAACAGGGAGAAUUGGUGAAACUGGCUGAGUUGCAGAGUACCAACAUAGACUGAAUGAUCUCCUUUUGGUCUAUUAGUAGCCAUUCCAAUAGUCUGUAACACUAGGUAGCAUACCCUCAACAACUAUUAUGCACCAUACCUACCAGAAUUACUAGGCUAUGCUAUUCUUUAACAAUUCCUCGGUGUCGCAAUGAUUAAUUACAACAGGGGUGCCUCACCUUCUAUUAACACCAAGAGUAUUGUCCAAUCAAACAACAGUGUAUUAUUCCUACUUACAACCAGGAAGUAUUGUAAACUCUAAUAACUGCUAAGUUAUUGUAAAGUCCGGUAUUAGAAUUUUUAAAAUAUUUUUUCAAACAAACAGCAUUGAACUUGCCAACGAUAAUGGUUCACCUAUCAAAUACUUUUUUAAAGAAACAAGAUUCAUAACUAAGAAAUAGAUUGCAGUUGAAUGAAUUUGCAUUAUUGGGAUUGGAAUUCGUGACCCAAAGCUUAGACAAUUUCAAUCAUAAUAUUUUUAUAUUAAUGAUAAGCUGUCCUUAUCCCUAUUAAGAAGAGCCCAGUUUUCCAUUUGUUGUUUGGAUGGGAAAAUAACCUUGUGCUGUAGAAAGACAUUGCUUUACAAAUUUAUAUAUUUAAAUGUAGUGUAUAUUGUCAUACACUGCACUAUUGUGAUGUAAGAAUCAAUUCUAUAACUUAGCUAGGGAAUUUAUGACAUAUAAAAUAAAUUCUCUGACUAAUUAUGUAAUUGAUUUUUACACUAUUAUAGUACAGUGUAUGAUAAUAAGUAAUGAAACAAUUGUUGAAAGGCCACAGAUAUACAUUGUAUCUAAUUCAGGUUAGAAAAUAUAAUAAGCUCCUAUUAAAAUAGCUGUUGACGUUGUUUAAAAGGAUCCAAAAUACCUGCUGCCAAAAACCUAGAGAACAGUGAAAGUUAAUUUUUUAUCUGGCAACUGCAUUAAUGUAAUUUUGGAAAUAAUUUAACAAAAGCAUUAAAGUGGCAGUAACAAAUCAAAGAACAAAUACAGUCCUCCUGUGGGAGCAGAGUGGAUACUGAAGCUGCUUAAACUUUCUACAAUUAGUAACAAUUACUAAAAGGUUUGUGGUGUUCAUUGUGUUAUCAAAUGAAGCAUCACAUUUCUUUCAAGAAAAACACGAGUUUUACUUUUUUCUUGUUCCUGCCCAAAAUAGUAAUCCUUCAAUUGCAACAAAACUCAGUGCAAUAAAUUUUAGACUGAGUCAAAUAUUCCAUCUUGCAUAAUCAGUGACAGUGGGGCCGAUCUGAAAAGUAACUUAUUUGAAGAGCAGAUUGUGAAUUUUAAGUGUUUUGUCAACAUGAUUGAACUCCUUUACUUUUUGAAGGGUUGUUGCUAACAGGAAUGAACAUUAUAAAUAAAACUAUUGACUUCAUGAUAAUAUACUUCAUGAUAAUGAUACUUUGAUGCACCAUUAUAAGGUAGCAUUCUUGGGAUAAGCCCUUUUAAUCUUUACUCAUCCACUGGUGGUUUGUGAGUGGGGGUAGGAGUUAGAAAUUUGCCUUAACUGCAAUUAAACUCUUGUGACACGAAGAAUGUGAUUGCUAUCAAGUCAAUUAUACAUAUGCAAACAGCUAAGCUAAAUGUUACAAAAAGGACUACUUUGUGUGUAUGUGUAUUUUUAGGAAAGUUAAAAACACAGGCUUUGAAAUGCUGGUGGUAGUGUUUCACUGAUCUCUUGCUGUUCCACCUGACAGAGGGAAAAGACAACCAUUUGCACCAUUAUUCUCUGCAUUUUGUUGGUCUCCCACCUGAGUUCUGAUCACAGAUCAGUCGAAUUUCACAUGUUGCUGAUUUUGUUUUUAAGGGAAUGAUAUGAUUUCCUCCUGUAACUAUUUUUGACAAUGCAAUAAACCAACAUUUAAUGA